GAUUGUAAAAAACAAAAUCCUCCACUAAAUUACAACCAAUACAAAUCAAGAAUAAAAAAAACUAAGUGAUUCCUUGCAACUAACAUGAAUCUCUAUACUCUCUAGCCUCUUAGACCUCUCCGUCCAAAAUUCCUUUACUUAUCGCCAUUUUCCCUCUCGAACAAACUUCACUUGCUCUUUGCCCAUCUCCCAUGGGAGCUAAUCUCUGCACCAUUAGAUGCCCGGGGACGGCCGACGCCUCCGGUGACGGCUAUGAAAUCUGCGGGUGGAGAAGGCGACAUUGGUGGAGAAGAGAGAGGAACGACGUGAAGAGAGAGUUAGAGGCGUCGAUUGAGAAGAAGGAAUUCAUGUCUCUUGAGGAGUUGCUGUUGGCUUCUCCAGGAGUGCCGUCGGAGCGAGGGUUUGGAAAUGACGGAGAGUUUAAUGUUUCAAGACAUGGGGGAUUCAAGAGAAAAGUUCAUCCGGCGAGGAUUCUGGAGUGUUCUUCGGCUUGUGAUGAGAGAUCGGGUUUUGUUGGUAAAUCGGUUGCAGAGGAUGAGUAUUCUUCUCAUGGCGGUUUUCCGAUUUGUGGAAGCCAAAGUGGGAAGUUGAAGAAGAAAGUGAGUUUUAGGCUGCCGGAGGUGUCGGAUGUUAUUGUUAUUCCCUCGCUGGAGGAUGAUGUGAUAGCCGAUGAGCGGAAUGUUGAUUCCUAGUUUAUAGUUGGGAAACUAUGAACAUACCCUCUAAACUUUGUAGUUAAAUUUGAAACAACUCUUAAAAAGAUUAAGAACAAAAUGAAAAAAUAUUUACUCCAUGUAACACAAAAGAAUUUCAUCACGUUCAAUUUGUCAUUAUUGGUUUUGAAUUUUUCGUAUGAAUAUUGAAUUUGUAAA
Molecule: messenger RNA, 872 nt
Organism: Cucumis sativus (cucumber)
Lineage: Eukaryota; Viridiplantae; Streptophyta; Magnoliopsida; Cucurbitales; Cucurbitaceae
Exons: 2
Coding region: 192-692 (166 amino acids)
Source: RefSeq, a predicted model, not a curated record